Molecule: messenger RNA, 2781 nt
Organism: Magallana angulata
Lineage: Eukaryota; Metazoa; Mollusca; Bivalvia; Ostreida; Ostreidae
Exons: 2
Coding region: 208-1341 (377 amino acids)
Source: RefSeq, a predicted model, not a curated record
GUCGUCAAAUCGACUCGACCAAUCGCAUUCAUUCAGUGAACGAGCUUCAUGGCGCCAACUUGGAAGAGGGAAACCAACAUCAAGAAAACUGUCAAUGGAAGAAUCAGCCGAAUGAACCGAAAUACAAACCCGUUAAAGAACGAUCUGUAUCAAGUUAUUUGUGUCAUUAGUUUCUGUGGACAUUAGAUUCUAAAUCUCUUCAUCAACAUGAAUCCAACACAAGAGGGGCAAUUUGAUAGUGGCUACUUUUCACCAUCCCACAUCCAAAUCAAAGUGGAGCCCUUGAGUCCAACUCGACUGCCCAUGUUGAAUCCAGAUCUUGGUGCUAGCCCCCUCAAAACAGAUGUCCCUGACAUGGAUGUUGGAAGACCUCUAGAGGAUGUCAGCAUAUCAGGAGAUUGGGAAAAAGACUUCUUUACAAAUUUUGAGGAGAACUUAUUCAACUUUGACUUUGAUGAUAAAGCACUGAAUGAUAUUCUUGUGUCCCCUAAAGGAAAGGAGGCCUUGAAUGACUUGAUGAAAUCUCCAAAGGGGAAGGCUAUUUUGAAUUCCCCUAAAGGAAAACUGUUGAAGAAUAAAUUGAAAUCACUGGAUACACCUGAACAUGUGAAAUUUCGGCGUACUAACAGUUCUGGGUUUGAUACUAGUCCAAAUGUGUUGUCGCCUUGUGACCCAAAUAAGAUGUCUGCUACACCAGGACCAUACAAUGUGGAUUCCAGGAGUGCACUGAAAAUGUCAAGAAGAAAACUUACCAUGGUCCUCAGUGGUAAAGAGGAUCAAGAACCUGCUAGAAAAGUGAUUAAAAUGGUUCAACCAAAUAAAGUGAUACCCAUCGCACAACCAAAUAAAGUGAUACCCAUCGCACCCAAGAUUCCAGAAGAAACCAGCGAUACUUGGCCCACUAAAGAAAGGCUGAAAUAUGCAAGGGAUAAGUUCAAGCGGACCCUCGAGUUGGCUGUAGAGACCUCCCGGUUGAAGAGUUUGGUGAAGGAGGAACCAAAGGUGCACCCUCAAUCUCCAAGAAGGAAACGCAAGAAGAAUUCCCAGAAAGCAGAGUGUUACCCUGAGCUAAAACAAGCUCUGAAUCAAAGGCCGCAAAAAAGUAGUUCCAGGAAUCGAAUGCCCAGCAUAAAACUGAGAGAAAGCAAAGAAUCAGAGGUGGAAAUCAAAAAGGAGUUGUCUGCCCCUGCAUCACCAUUUUACCCCGACUACAUUGAGGACAUUGAGUAUAAUGACGAGGAUGAUGAUGAGGACUAUGAUAAAUUCUACAAAAACUAUGUUCCCUUCACUGGAUUAAAGCAAGCCAAGAGGAGAAAGAAGUUUAAACAGAGUGUGUAUUGAAAACUAAUGAAGCCUUAAUUCAUGUGAUAUUGUCAAAAAUACAUUUUGUGAAUUUAAACAGAAACAUUAAUGGCAGAAUGUUUUAUUAUUUUAUUUUCAGAGGAAGCUCCUCAUACAAUUCAGCUUGUCUUGAAUCUGGAUGCAAUGCUACUGUUAUAUUUUUUUUUAGAGAUAUGUUUGUGUUCAGUGGAAAAGUCAAUGUCAUUUGAACGUAUGCAAUAGGUUGUACAUAUUAAAGACCAUUGAAUAGAGAUGAAAGCUCUUCAAAUAAGGAGGCAUAUGCAAACAUCUAAUUAGACUAUUUAAAAAUGUAAUUUUAUUGAAUAUUCCAAUAGCCCUAAAAUGUACAUGCAUGUAUGUACUCAAUAAUCAUUGUCAUUUGAUGUAAAUAUAGUGCAAGCGUAUGAGAUGAAGAAGAACAAUGCAGAUGGCAUUUGAUGUGGUGUUUAUGAAAUAUAUGCUAUUUCUUCUGUACUGUAUGAAUACAAUGUAAAGAUAAUAAGAUAUAACAUAAAUUGUAGUGAUAUCAGAAAUCAAACUUACAUGUUGUAGAACACUUUCAAUCAGUAACAUUACCCGGUAUAUAUAUUCAAGUUCGUGUAUUAAUUUUUCAUGUUCUCUGAGCAGUAUUUCAUCUUUCAUUUUAUUUUAAGUAGCCUGCUCUCGUUCUCAUUUGUAAUGCCUUUGCUUUAAAAUUCUGAAAAGUUAGCAGUGAGCAUGUUGUUAAUUUGUACAUGUAUGCAGAUAACAAUUUGGCAACAGUAGCGAAAGCAAAGGAAUAUUCCUUUGGAGUUUGGAAGAUGUUUGAUUUUCAUAUGCUUAGCGUUAGCUUUAAAGUUUGUUUUUGUUUCUUAUUUCCGCCUCUUUAGUGCUUUGUUUUCAAUAAUUCCAACAGUUUAUUUUCUUGUUUUUCCACAAAGAAGUAUGUUGUUUGUGUGUGUGUCAAUAAUGUCAAAUUGGCAACUACAUGUAAUACAUUGAAGGUAUUUCAAGAGGUUCUCAAUGAAAACAAACAAAACCUACCAUUCAUCUGCUGUCUUUUAAUGGUAAGAAAAAGUUGCAAUAUUUAUUUAUUUAUUAUUUUGUCUUAUUGUUCAGAUAUAAUCAAUUGUAUCAGGGAUUUUGUUGUGUUGGACAAUAUCACUUAGAUGUACAGUUUUGCCUAACCUCAUUGUUUUUCAUAUUAUAUAGCUAUAUUCCUAAAUAGAUUCAAUCUAAUUUUCAUGCAUCUCAAUCUGCAAUAGUAUUUUUAAUUUGGAAUUUCUGAUCCGUCGUAAUUGAUACCUUGGUUGUAGAGUCCUCUUGUAUGGUCUAGUGUUCAUUACAGUUGUAUAAAGAUGACCAGGUAUUAGGAAAUAAUGCUAGAUAUCAACUCAUCAUUUUCAUUAUAUGCUGUGUUACUUGCGAAGCAUGUAGUCCAAUAAAGAAUCAAUAAAUGCA